ACGCGCGCAGAGGCCGUUUGUGAAUGAGCAGCAGAUCGGAGCAGCAGCCCUCAGAGCAAGCUGAGUCCCAGCCGAGCAACGGGAGCAGAGCAGAGCAGAGCAGAGAGGGGAAAGAAAAGUUUUUUUUCCAAAUGGAUUUCCUCGGUAGAGUCCGACAUUUGCUGUUCUCAUAUGUGCUCAUUAACGGGAUAUUGGUUACCUUCCAGGCUAAAGAAGAGGUGCUUUUGGAUAUGAAGGCAGCUGGAGGGGAGCUGGGCUGGCUGACUUGGUCCCCAAACCAGGGAGACAGAUCUGGGUGGGAGGUCACCCAGAAAACCCUGAACGGCUCUCAGUUUUAUACCUACUCCAUAUGCAACGUCGAGGAGCGCGACCAGGACAACUGGCUGCGCACCACCUUCAUCCAGAGGCGUCCGUCCGUAUCUCAGGUGUUUGUGGAGCUUCAGUUCAUUGUGCGUGACUGCAACUCAUUCGACGGAGCCUCGCUGACCUGCAAGGAGACCUUCAACCUCUAUUCUAGCGAUGCGGACGCAGACGUGGGCACGGCCUUCCGUAAAGGCCAGUUCAGGAAGGUUGCCACCGUCGCUCCAGAUGAGAUAACGAAGAAAAAUGACAUGCGCAUCAACACAGAAACGAAAGUUGUGCAAAGCUUGUCCCAGAAGGGUUUCUACUUGGCCUUCCAAGACAUCGGAGCCUGCAUUGCUCUCCUCUCUGUCAGGGUGUACUACAAGGCUUGCCCGGCCACAACAAAAAGCCUCGCUUCGUUCCCCGAGACGGUAGCUGGAGGUCUCAACCAGCAGCUCAAGAAGGUCUCUGGGAAGUGCGUGGACAAUGCUUACAGCGAGGAUUUACCUCACAUCUACUGCACUGCGGAGGGAGAGUGGGUGGUUCCAGUUGGACAGUGCCAGUGCGAUGCUGGGUUUGAAGAGGUUGAAGACACCUGUCAAGAGUGUCAGCCAGGCUUCUUCAAAGCUGAGGCGUCCAGGGACAAGUGUGAACCGUGUCCUGCCAACACCCAGAGCCAGGACUCCAGGUCUUUGUACUGUGUGUGCAUGGAUGGCUUCUACCGGGCUCUUACAGACCCCAUGACUGGACCGUGCUCAGGCCUCCCUUCUGCCCCUCGAGGUCUGGUGGCCACUCCCAACUCUCUUACUCCGGGAAAACUCCUGCUUUCCUGGCAGCCCCCCGAAGACACCGGCGGUCGAAGCGACAUCACCUACAGCGUCGAGUGCCACCGUUGGGAGGGCUCGCAGCACCUGCCCUGUGGAGAGAAAAUUCGCUAUGACCCAGCAAACACGGGCUUGCUUGAUACGAAGGUGUCAGUGAGUGAACUGGAUCCUUACUUGAACUACACCUUCACCGUGGAGGUGCACAGCGGCGUGUCCAUGUUUCCCAGUCAGGCAAUGAGGCGCAGUUUCAAGCCGCAGUCCUCUGCCGCGCUGAACACAUCCCUACACUACACAGACCCGCCCAAAAUUACGUCAAUGCGCCUGGUUGAGCGGGACUCCACCAGUUUGUCUCUCUCCUGGGACGUUUUCCCUCGUCCACGGGUCCAAUCCCAGCCAAUCCGCUACGAACUCGCCUACCGCAAAAAGGACAAUAAAAUCGACGUAACUACCUACGUGGUGCUGAAGCUGGAGAAAAACUCUGUGCAGAUCAGUGAUCUCUCCCCAGGCACAGCCUACCUGGUCAAGGUCCAGGCCCUGGGUGAUGACGGCAACCAAGGAGUUUCCAGCUUGGAGGAACAAUUUGAGACGCUGUCUGAAGGUCACCUCAACAAGACUGCUGUUAUCCUUGCUGGGGUGGUUGCAGGAGUAGUCACGCUGCUCAUUCUGAUCGUCAUCGUUUUCCUGCACAGACGAAACAGAAACACACAUACCAGGCAAGGACCAGAGGACACCUACUUUUCAAGCCCCGAGCAAUUAAAACCACUAAAGACGUAUGUGGAUCCACAUACGUACGAGGACCCCAACGUAGCCGUCCUCAAGUUUGCCACUGAAAUCCACCCGAGCCACAUAAGCAAACAGAAAGUCAUCGGAGCUGGCGAGUUCGGUGAAGUUUACAGAGGCACCCUGAAAGCGCCUGGGAAGAAAGAGGUGGCGGUGGCGAUAAAGACGCUGAAGCCCGGAUACACAGAGAAGCAGAGGCAGGAUUUUCUGAGCGAAGCCUCCAUCAUGGGACAGUUUUCCCACCAGAACAUCAUCCGUCUGGAGGGAGUGGUGACCAAAUUUAAACAUGCGAUGAUUGUGACUGAAUUCAUGGAGAAUGGAGCACUGGAUAGAUACCUGAGAGACCAUGAUGGGGAGUUCUCGUCUCACCAGUUGGUGGGAAUGAUGCGUGGCAUCGCCGCAGGCAUGAAGUACCUUUCUGAAAUGAGCUACGUUCACCGUGACCUGGCUGCCCGCAACAUCCUGGUCAACACAGCCCUGGAGUGUAAAGUUUCAGACUUUGGCCUUUCCCGGGUGCUUGAGGACGACCCUGAGGGGACCUACACCACCAGCGGAGGUAAGAUCCCCAUCCGCUGGACGGCCCCGGAGGCAAUAGCCUACAGGAAGUUCACCUCGGCAAGUGAUGUGUGGAGUUUCGGCAUUGUCAUGUGGGAGGUCAUGGCGUUUGGGGAACGGCCUUACUGGGACAUGAGCAACCACGAGGUGAUGAAGGCCAUCAAUGAGGCGUUCAGGCUGCCAGCGCCCAUGGACUGUCCGUCGGCCGUCUACCAGCUGAUGCUUCAGUGCUGGCUUCAGGAUCGCGCCAAGAGGCCGCGUUUCGGAGACAUCGUCAGUCUGCUGGACAAGCUCCUGCGCAGCCCAGACUCACUAAAGACCAUCGCAGACUUUGAUCCACGGGUUUCCAUCCGCCUGCCCAGCACCAGCGGCUCGGACGGCUCCCCCUUCAGGUCGGUGUCCGAGUGGCUCGAGUCCAUCAAGAUGAGCCAGUACAGCGAGAACUUCACCCGCGCCGGCGUCGUCACCAUGGACCAGGUGCUGCAGAUGAAGAAUGAGGACAUUAAGAACAUCGGCGUGCGACUGCCCGGCCAUUUGAAGAGGAUAGCUUACAGCAUCUUGGGCUUGAAGGACCAGACCAGCACCCUGAGCGUGUUUGCUGUGUGAUCCUCCGAAUGAAAGGGAUGUGAAAUUGGACACAGGCAACCCUUUGAACUCCCAGGCUGAGCUGGAGCGUUCUGCGGGGAACGGCACCCAAACGGCAGAACCAGGACAGAAAUGUGCCAAGCUUUUGGGCCAAAUCAAUCAGACUAAUUUACUGUACCUUCUAGAUUUCCUCUUCUUUUUUUUUUUCUUUUUUUUUUUUUUGCCCACAGUGAAACGGAGCACAUACCUUCAACAGAUGUGUAAUGUAGACUUUUGAUAUUUAAAUAGCUAUUUUUGUACUAUAGUUGUCUUCCGUACCGAUGCGAUUCGUCGCUCAUUCACUUUCGUCCGUUUUCCAUUCCUGCUUCAGCUUUAUGAAAUUGCACCCUGUGUUUGUUACGAAAUGAACAGGGAGAACGUUUGUAAGAGCAGCAGAGUCCAGUCAGAGUUCAGAUUAUGAGUCUCUCACUGAUUGGCUCUCAGGAGGAUGAAAUGAGCUUGAGCUAGUCCAGAUUUAGGGUUAAAAAAAUAAAUAAAACAGGUUGUGAAUGUUUCUGCUGGUCCUGUGCAGAAAUUAAGCUAUGAUCUUAUGGGUGGUGUUUAUAUACAAAAAAACUAUAAAAAAAAUUAAAAAAAACACACACAAAAAAAGACAGGAUGAUAAGGUACUGUUUUUUUCUUUUUACAAAGCAAGUUUUUUUAUUACUAUUCCUCUUUUGCAAUGAACUGUUACAUAAAAACAUCAACAAAAACAUUUUUAUUAGAAUCAUAUAAUGUAGCACUUGGAGCGAGUCUCAUAUUUGUCACAUGAUUGUAAACAUAAACGGGCAUUUACAACCAAAAACGGACAAGCUAUUUGUCCUCUGAACCAUUUUGCAUUUUGCCUCUUUUUGUCGAGAUUUCGUGCAACAGACCAACACAUUGUUUUGUAGUGGAAGGCAAAUAUAUAUAUAAAAAAAAGAAAAAUCAUUCCCACAGCAUGGUACUGCCUCCUCCAUGUAUCAUGAGGAAAAGUUUUGUAUCUAUGCCUGAAAUUUUUUAUUUUAUUUUAUUUUUUUGUGCUGCCAUAGCGACCCGAUAGUGCCUACUUUGACCUGAUUACUGAGUUCCCUACGUUGUUUGGGGAUAAACUGCAAACAGUAUUUUAUAUGACUAUCUGACUACAAGUGGUUUUGACUUGCCACACUUCCAUUGGAGCAAGAUUUUAAUGUGUCUGGUAAAAGCUGUCAUGUCAACAGAUUCUCCUCUCUGGGAGUUGGAGCUCUGCUGCUGGGUUUCCAUCCCAUUUUGUUUUACGGCCUCAUCUCGCUUUAAACCUGGCUCUAACUUCAGCCCAGGCCUGUUUGGUCCGAGUCAAGUCGAGUUCAUUCGUUUUCCACAUUUCAACAACAAAGGCAGCUCAAAGUACUUUACACCAUAGAAACUUAAGUAGCUGAUUAUGGAACAGGCAAUAAAACGCAACAUUUUGCCAUCAUCCAAAUCAUGAAGCAAAUGUACAUUAAAUAAUCAAUGUUCCAGUUGUCGUGGAUCGGAGGCAGCUCUGAACAGGUCGGUUUUUAGCUUUGACUUAAAUGAACUCAUUGUUGUUUGCAGUGCCGUUGGCUGGAUUUUAUUUAGAAACAUCAGAGUAAAAGGGGGGUUCAAAGAGUUUUAAAACUUUCCAUUGGUCUUCCAUUUUGUGACGAUGUACGGCUUUGUGUUGGUCUGUCACGUAAAAAAAAACCCCAACCUAAUACUUGUGAUUUUGUGUUUUGUAAUUUGCAAAAAUGUGAAAAAGUUCAAGGAUAUUAAUCGCAAGGCACUGUGUAUAUGAAAGUCAAGACUUUUUUGUAAUUGAAACAAGUGGGUUUUCUUCAAAACUUGUCAAAAAAUAAGUGAGAGUCAAGAAAAAUACUCACCAAAAAAACAAAAAACCGCUGAGAGAUCUCAGCUAUAAUCUUUUUUUGCAGUUUCACCAUUUUGCAAGCGUCCUUAUUAACAUUCAAUUGAGUGAGUUAUUCUCAGAUUUAAAUGAAAUGCUUUAAGAAUGAGCUGCUCGACUCAUUCCAGACUUUUCAAAGUGCCUGUUUGUGGAAGAUGAACACCAGUCUGCCUACUCCUCUUUACAUAAAGCGGCUCUUCUGUGUAGCGAGUAGUUUGUAGUUGAAACCCCCCCAGUGCUCUUAAUCCAUGACUGCAAAUCUUGUGUGUUACUGAUGUACACCUUCUUUUACUUGAAUUUUUACCUUGUCGUUAAAUGAGUGAUUCUGUUGUAGCUCACAAACAAAUGGGAUUUUUUUUGUCGUCGUUUGUUUUGUUUUUUUAAAGGGAUUUAUUUUUUGUUAAUAUCUGGGUUUAUUGGUUGGAGUUGCAUUUUGUAAAUUUUGUACAAUAUCCAGUAUCAAUCAUAUUUUCAGACUGCUUUUUUUUGUGUGUGUGUGUGUGUGUGUGUGUGUGAGAGAGAGUUUUUUUUGUUCUAUGCUCAUGACUUCCCAAACCUUCCUUCAUCUAUGAGCAAACCCCUCCUUCCUUUGCAAAUUCUUCCUUUUUUGUCUGCUGUUUUAUGCUGUAUUUAAUAGUGUAUUUAUUUUUGAACUGUUAUUUAUUUAUCCUGAUAAACACUGAGCUGGGUUUGUAAUUGGAGGUUGCUCAUUAAGCCUUAAUUAAAAGAAAGAAAAACA
Poecilia reticulata (guppy) is the source of this 5746-nucleotide messenger RNA. RefSeq names its product eph receptor A2 b (gene epha2b). The record is from RefSeq and is a predicted model, not a curated record. Gene Ontology annotation, cellular component: dendrite; plasma membrane. Gene Ontology annotation, biological process: ephrin receptor signaling pathway; protein phosphorylation; axon guidance. Lineage: Eukaryota; Metazoa; Chordata; Actinopteri; Cyprinodontiformes; Poeciliidae. Gene Ontology annotation, molecular function: transmembrane-ephrin receptor activity; protein binding; ATP binding.